Molecule: messenger RNA, 1457 nt
Organism: Truncatella angustata
Lineage: Eukaryota; Fungi; Ascomycota; Sordariomycetes; Amphisphaeriales; Sporocadaceae
Exons: 5
Coding region: 224-1297 (357 amino acids)
Source: RefSeq, a predicted model, not a curated record
GCCGACACGCCAUGCCCUCCUGACGGUGCACUGACUAUGACAAAUGAUUAGACUGAUGUUGUCUCAGAUCUGUCGAAGGCGUUCGAAUACUCAUAUGACGAGUUUAGCAUGUUGGAAAGCAGCUUUGCUCAAACAAAAACAUACUACAUUUCAUCAUCCUGCCUUUUUCUGUUUACCAAUAUCGUUACAGGCAAAUUGAGCAGACUCCAUUACAUCUGGCAAAAUGAGCGAUACCGACAAUAGAGGAGCUGAGGUGCAGGCUGUUGCAUCAACUAUUUUUGCAAUAGCUCUGACCUCCGUGGUGCUACGGUUUUAUGUUCGAUUCAGAGUCAUCAAAGCCCUCGGAAUCGAUGACUGGUUUAUGCUUCUUGCCAUGAUUUCUUUCACAUUACACACAUCGACAUGCCUUGCGGGUGUCACGCACGGCACUGGUCGACACUCCUUAAGCCUCAGCCUGGCUGAUAUGUCUGCUGCUAUGAUGUUCUGGUGGUAUUGCUAUCUAUCGUAUUGCACCACGAUGAUCUUUUCGAAGAGUAGCAUUGCCUGCUUUCUUCUCAGACUCACACCACUUAAGCCCCAACGUAUAACGAUCUACCUCGCCCUCGGAGUUUCAAUAUUCAUCAGUACCGCGUUCUUCUUCAUUGCAUUGUUCCAAUGCUGGCCGGUCUCGUUCUUCUGGACCCGCAUACCCGGAGCAGGAUCGUGUAUCUCUGUUGACGCAAUCAUCAUUAUCACGUACACUUAUAGUGUAUUCGCAAUCAUCACAGACUUUGCAUUUACCAUACUACCUAUAUGGCUCGUUAAAGACCUACAAGUGGACCGAAGAACAAAAUUCGCCUUGAUUCCUAUCCUAUGCAUGGCUGCUGUGGCGAGUUGUGCGGUUAUCGUGCGGCUUGGAUACGUAGAAAAUUUUCGCAAUCCUGACUUCCUAUGGUCCACCACGGACAUUGCGAUCUGGUCGCAGAUAGAGCAAGGCCUUGCUAUAACAGCUGGAAGUCUUCCAACCUUGAAACCGUUGUUUCGCAAAGUCCUGUCCAAACUUGGACACACCAGCGCAGGUUCUCGGGGUGAUGUAUCGGGCCGUCCAGCUGCCGGCUUCUCCAACAGCCAUAAGGAGCAGAGUGCGAAAAGCAAGGUGCCGUCUCACGGGCCUCAGAUCACACUGCAUAGCCUUGCCAGUAUUUCUACGUUGUCACGUAUGGGUGACGAAUAUUCUUGCUCAACGGAGAAGCUAGGGCCAUUGGAAUGUGAUCGUCAACUUCCUAGUAGCCAUAGCAAAAGCGACGAUAUGGUAUAAGUGUACAUCCACAGAAUUCAAUGAGAGAACUCAACCCCUAUAUAACAUAUACAAGUAAAACAUGAAUUUGCAAACAUUGUGCGAGCAGUGGCAACGUAUCGGCAGUUGUGGCUAAGCGGUUGUAGUGAGUUCUUGAAAGUCAGUGAUCGAAAACGAAGCG